AUGUCCACGGCUGUGGCCAUCCAAUCUUCCGCCCAUCGUCCUUCGCCCGUCGCCAUUCCCGCCAACCGCCCACGCCCUCCCACGAAACGCUCGUCCCCGUCCGGAAAGGAGAACAUCCCUCACGGCAAAUCAAAGUCGCAAUCCGCUGCCAAUUACAAGUCCGACGGCAACAACGCUAGGGCCCGCCGGGAACGGCCGUGUGACGCGUGCAGACGACGGAAGAGUCGUUGUGUAAUACACGAGGGCCAGAUCCUGUGUGUGCUGUGCGAGUUUCAUAAGCAGGACUGUACCUUUGUCCAGGACCCUCAGCCACGCAAGAGGAAGGUUCCCACCGAUGCCAAGGAGGAGACUGCGAAGAAAAGAUCAAGCGAGAUAUACUCUCCUGCCCUAGUAUCACAUACUCCGACCAUCACUCCGACCAUCACUCGUACCUCUCCGCCCGUUGCCCCCAGCCCGAUCCUGCUCACUACGUCUGCCCGGGACACCACUGCCCUCGGCGAGACUCUAGGCCUUCAGCGCAGACAGCAUAGUAAAUACAUCGGCCUCACCACCGCCUUCGACCCGCUCCUCAUCGGCCUGACCAAGUUCGACAAUCGCAACGAAAGCACUUUUGACCUUGGCACGCUCCGGAAGGUGAACGACCAUGAGUGUUUCAUCAUGCUUCCUGACGAUUCCACGCAACAAUAUGGCCAUGAUAUGGACACUCUGAACCAGAUCGAGCAGAUCGUCGCACCCCACGGUCCUGCCUUGCUAGAUAUCUUCUUCCGCAUCGUCCACCCCAGCUUCCCCAUCAUCCAAAAGGAACUCCUCCUCGAACGCUAUCGCAAUGGUGACCGGUCCUUCUCACCGCCCCUGAUGGCCGGAAUCUACAUCCUGGCUCUCAAUUGGUGGUCCCACGACCCCAGUCUCGCCCAAUACGUGAAGCCUGACGCCAGCCUCCUUGAGCCUAUCGCCACGAGAUCGCUGACUGCUGCAAUGGAGCGUCCCAAACUGUCAACCGUCCAAGCCGGCCUCCUUCUCCUCCAGCGACCUGGUGCUGACUCCUGGUCACUGACAACACAGCUCGUCGCCAUCGGCCAGGAACUCGGCCUCCACCUCGACUGCGCAAACUGGUCCAUUCCUGCCUGGGAGCGCGGGCUACGCAAGCGUAUCGCGUGGGCCCUGUACAUGCAAGACAAAUGGUCCUCCCUCAUCCACGGCCGCCCAAGCCACAUCUUCAGCGCAAACUGGGCCGUCCGCCCCAUCACAACCGAAGACUUCUACGAGCAAUCCGGCACCGCCGCCCAAACACUCGACGAAAGCCCGGAAGCCGACCAAGGCCGCGCCAUCUACUCCGAAAUGAUUGCCCUGACCGGCAUCAUGGCCGAAGUCAUGGACACCUUCUACACCCAAGUCGCCAUCGCCGACUUCGCCGCCGCCGGCCGCAACAGCACCCGCCUCAUCCUCGACCGCGCAAAGCCCGUCCAAAUCCGCCUCAAAGAAUGGUUCGCCAAACUGCCCGCCUGCACCCGCAUGGACGCCCCUGUUCCGUCCCCUUCUUCCUCCUCCUCCUCCUCCUCCUCCUCCUCCCCUUCCAGCGUAAGCCCCGCCGGCUUCCUCCACCUCGCCUACUUCGCCACCGAAAUCACCCUCCACCGCCGCAUCAUCCAAUCCCUCCCCACCACCCCCGACCCCUACCUCACCUACAUCUGCCGCAGCGCCGCAAAAACCCGCCUGAUCUCCGCCAUGGACUUUGUCAACCGCCUCAAGCCCGCCCACCUGCGCGCCUUCUGGCACUUUGCCGCCGCAAUCAACUUUACCCUCAUCGGCACCUUUGGCGCCCUCCUCCAGGCUACCGCCCCCGCCCGCGAGGAAGAAGCCUUUUAUAACCUCCGCUUGCGCGAGUAUCGCUGGACGCUCACUGUUAGUGCGCAGCGCGCGGAUUGGCUCGGUUUCGCCGUUCGUAUGCUCGAUGCUAGUCGGCAUAUGCUUAGGGGUGUCGCGGAGAAACCGGCUGUGGCGGAGGUUAGCUCCGUGGGGGUUCCGGGUCGGGCGGAGGGUCUUGCUCGUGGCGUUGGUGGUGGUGGUGGUGCUGGUGUGGACGACGCCGACGGGAAGUCUUCCCACGACCGUGACCGCGAUGUCGAAAUGCGUGAUGUCGAUGGUGCGCUGCGGCGGCUUGAUGCUUCUUCUUCUUCUUCAGCGUCUUCAGCUGCUGUUUCGAGGGCGGGCCCGAGUGUUAGUUUCGCGGGCUUUUCGAAUGAGGACUUGUAUGCUGUGCCGGCGCGGCGUGGUGGGCCGGGUGGGACUAUGCGGGGUAUGUUGGGGCAUGGGGGUGAGGAGGGCGAUGAGGGGGGGGAGGAGGAGGAUGAUGAUGAGGAUGAGGGUGAGGGUGAGGGUGAGGGUGAAGAGUAG
Pseudovirgaria hyperparasitica is the source of this 2394-nucleotide messenger RNA. RefSeq lists its product as uncharacterized. Lineage: Eukaryota; Fungi; Ascomycota; Dothideomycetes; Acrospermales; Acrospermaceae. Bases 1 to 2394 code for a protein of 797 amino acids. Gene Ontology annotation, molecular function: DNA-binding transcription factor activity, RNA polymerase II-specific; zinc ion binding; DNA binding. The record is from RefSeq and is a predicted model, not a curated record. The transcript has 2 exons. Gene Ontology annotation, biological process: DNA-templated transcription. Gene Ontology annotation, cellular component: nucleus.